Dioscorea cayenensis subsp. rotundata (Guinea yam) is the source of this 2010-nucleotide messenger RNA. Its product is annotated as alanine aminotransferase 2-like. The transcript has 15 exons. The coding region runs from base 340 to 1797 and encodes 485 amino acids. Lineage: Eukaryota; Viridiplantae; Streptophyta; Magnoliopsida; Dioscoreales; Dioscoreaceae. Gene Ontology annotation, biological process: biosynthetic process. The record is from RefSeq and is a predicted model, not a curated record. Gene Ontology annotation, molecular function: L-alanine:2-oxoglutarate transaminase activity; pyridoxal phosphate binding.
AACAUCCUUGAGUUGAGGGCUUAUGUGCAAAAAUGUAGAGAAAUAAAGAAAGAGAGAGAGAGAGAGAACCACGCGCACACACAUAUUGUGGUCUGUGGAUUCCGUGGGCUUUAAAGACUGAAUCGCUGAUUUCAAUUAGCUCUCGCUCUUUUGGCUGUUGUUCGAUUUUGACUCUCUCUCUCUCUCUCUCAUUCGAUCUUUUUAUUAGUCAAAAGCACAGGACAAGCAUGCGGAGAUUUGCCGCUGAACGAACCAGGAAAACUACUCUUCUCGUCCUUGGGGUUCUCUUCUUCCUACUCUUCAUCGCCUUCAUCUAAUCCUAUCUCUGCCGCUGCCGCGAUGGCAUCUACGACUUCACCACCGGUCACCUACGAGUCCAUCAACCCAAAGGUCAAAAAAUGCGAGUAUGCGGUACGUGGCGAGAUUGUAACCCAAGCCCAGCGUUUGCAGCAAGAGUUACAAGAAAAUCCAGGCUCCCAUCCCUUUGAUGAGAUACUUUAUUGCAAUAUUGGAAAUCCUCAAUCUCUCGGUCAACAGCCUGUUACCUUUUUCCGAGAGGUUCUUUCUUUAUGCAAUCAUCCAGCUAUCUUAGACCGAGAUGAAACUCAUGGCUUGUUUAGCUCGGAUGCCAUUUCGAGAGCAUGGGAAAUUUUGGACCUUAUUCCCGGGAGGGCAACGGGCGCAUAUAGUCAUAGCCAGGGGGUAAAAGGACUGCGCGAAGCAAUUGCUGCUGGAAUUACUGCACGUGAUGGUUUUCCAGCCAAGGCAGAUGACAUUUUCUUAACAGAUGGAGCAAGCCCUGCUGUGCACAUGAUGAUGCAACUAUUGAUAAGGUCAGAGAAAGAUGGCAUCCUCUGCCCCAUUCCCCAGUACCCUUUGUACUCCGCCUCAAUCGCCCUCCAUGGUGGUUCUCUGGUUCCAUAUUACCUUGAUGAAGCGACAGGGUGGGGACUUGAGAUUUUUGAGGUCAAAAGGCAACUUGAAGAUGCUCGAUCAAAGGGCAUAAUUGUUAGGGCUCUAGUCGUGAUCAAUCCAGGCAAUCCAACUGGACAGGUUCUUUCAGAAGCAAAUCAACGCGAAAUAGUAGAGUUCUGCAAGAAAGAAGGUUUGGUUCUCCUAGCAGAUGAGGUAUACCAAGAAAACAUUUAUGUUGAGAACAAGCAAUUCAACUCCUUCAAGAAGAUUUCGAGGAUGAUGGGAUAUGACGAGGAGCUUUCUUUAGUAUCAUUUCAAUCAGUUUCUAAGGGAUAUUAUGGCGAAUGUGGAAAAAGAGGUGGCUACAUGGAAGUAAUUGGUUUCACUCCUGAUGUGCGGGAACAAAUUUACAAGGUUGCAUCCGUGAAUCUUUGUUCAAACAUCUCUGGUCAGAUUCUCACCAGUCUCGUCAUGAACCCACCAAAGGUCGGAGAUGAAUCAUAUGAAUCCUUCAUUGCAGAGAAAGAAGGGAUACUUCAGUCUUUGGCUAGGCGUGCACAGGCAUUAGAAGAUGCAUUCAACAGCUUAGAAGGUGUGACCUGUAAUAAGGCGGAGGGAGCAAUGUACCUUUUUCCCCGGCUUCGGCUCCCUCAAAAGGCAAUUGAUGCUGCUAAAUCAGUCAAUACAGCUCCGGAUGGAUUCUAUGCCCGCCGCCUUCUUGAAGCCACUGGAAUUGUUGUUGUGCCUGGGUCAGGCUUUGGGCAGGUCCCGGGGACAUGGCACAUACGGUGCACGAUCUUACCGCAGGAGGAUAAGAUCCCUGCAAUCAUCUCCCGGCUCAGGGCCUUCCAUGAAACAUUCAUGAAUGAGUUCCGUGACUAGAUUUUCACCCGAAACCUGCAUGGCUUUGUGGCCGUGUUACCAUUUCCAGAGUCAUAAGUUUUAGUUAGUUUGUGCUGUCAAAGUUUUGAGAAUAAAGAGGUUCAGGUUGUAGAUGCAUGUCACUGAAGUUAAAUACAUAGUGACAGCUUCCAGACAUAAUUCAUUUUCAUGCUGAUGAUACCUGUUACUCAUGAAACCAAUGAACGUCAUAAG